AUGUCGGGCACGGUUGAGAAGCGCGAUGGUGCUGUCUCAGACAGUUCCAUCUCCAAGAAGCAGGCCGACUCGUCGCAGGAUAACAGUGUCAUGGGAAAUGAAAUCUACGGUGAAAUCACCGAGUACGACGAAAACCUGUCGCGCGCCGACCUCGAAAAGCAAAAAACCGCCCAGGGGGAGGCGCAUUUCAGCCGUCUCGGCUGGAAGCGCCUCACCAUUAUCCUCAUUGUCGAAGCCAUCGCCCUCGGCUCUCUCAGCUUGCCCAAGGCCUUUGCCAACCUCGGCAUGGUUGCCGGUACCAUCGUCUCCGUUGGACUUGGUCUCUUGGCCAUCUAUACCUCUGACGUCGUUGGUCAGGUCAAGAUCAAGUUUCCCGAAGCUGCCCACUAUGCUGAUGCCGGUCGCCUCAUUGCCGGUCGCUUUGGUUAUGAAGUGAUUGGUGCCAUGUUUGUCCUGCAGCUCAUCUUUCUGGUUGGUUCUCACUGUUUGACGGGCACCAUUGCUUUUGGAAACAUCAUCGACAUUACCAAGACUGGCACCUGCUCGCUAGUUUUCGGUGGUGUGUCUGCCAUUAUCCUACUCAUCUUAGCCAUUCCUCCGUCCUUUGCCGAAGUUGCCAUUCUCGGAUACAUCGACUUUGUCUCCAUUGUUCUGGCCAUUGGCAUCACCAUCAUUGCCACCGGUGUCCAGGCUUCCAAGUCGCCUGGUCUGCACAACGUGCCGUGGUCUGCUUGGCCCAAAGAGGACCUUAGCUUUGCUGACGCCUUCAUUUCCGUCACCAACAUUGUAUUUGCCUACUCCUUCUCCAUCUGCCAGUUCUCUUUCAUGGACGAAAUGCAUACGCCAACCGACUACAAAAAGUCCAUCUGGGCCCUUGGUCUCAUCGAAAUAAGCAUCUACUCGCUGACUGGUGCUCUCAUUUACGCCUUUGUCGGUCCUGACGUCAAGUCUCCUGCUCUACUGUCCGCCGGCGACACCGUCUCGCGAAUUGCUUUUGGUGUCGCCCUGCCUGUCAUUUUUAUUUCCGGCUCCAUCAACACCACUGUCGUCGGCCGGUACAUUCACGGCCGUGUCUACAAAAACUCGGUCACGCGCUACAUCAAUACGCCCAAGGGCUGGGCCACUUGGUUGUUUCUUGUCUUUGCCGUCACUGUCUUGGCCUUUAUCAUUGCCGAGUCUAUUCCUUUCUUCUCGGAUCUACUAUCGAUAUCUUCGUCGCUCUUCGUCUCCGGCUUCACCUAUUACUUUCCUCCCAUCAUGUGGGUUAUGCUCAUCAAGGAAGGUCCUGUCUGGGCUCCCCACAACCGCGUUAAGGCUUUGCUCAACCUGCUAGCCUUUGUCGUUGGCCUCGUUGUGCUGGUCGGAGGCACUUACUCUAGCAUCGUUGACAUUAUGCACAACUACAGUCUCGGCAAUGUUGGCAAGGUUUUUACUUGCGCGCCCAUCGGAUAA
Molecule: messenger RNA, 1452 nt
Organism: Beauveria bassiana ARSEF 2860
Lineage: Eukaryota; Fungi; Ascomycota; Sordariomycetes; Hypocreales; Cordycipitaceae
Product: transmembrane amino acid transporter
Exons: 2
Coding region: 1-1452 (483 amino acids)
Biological process (GO): amino acid transmembrane transport
Cellular component (GO): vacuolar membrane
Molecular function (GO): amino acid transmembrane transporter activity
Source: RefSeq, a predicted model, not a curated record